GAAACUCUGAAGCAUGGAAGGCUGAAUAACCGAAGGCAGUCUAGCAAGCUGACGUGUCAUGCGCCAGGUGUCUCUUCGGUCACCAGUCGACGAUGAGGCGAGCCGAGCUGCUAUCUUUACCAUGGCUCCUUCUGGUGGCCUUGUAUGGGGCCCAGCUGUGCAGCACCCUGACCCUCUCCACAUACUUUGGAGCGGAAGAUAGGGCCCGCCUCAAGAGCCUCUUUACUUCCAAAAAGGCGCUGGCAGACCUUCAGUCGGCACACUAUGCCGCCUUGGGCCUCAGCCUGCUGGGCGAGAAGAUCGCCAACCCACAGGACUACUGCAAUGUCUUGAAGACUGUCGACCAGAAGAACUUGGAGGCCUUGUUCCAUGCCACUUCCGGCAGCAAGGCCCUUGGCAACUGUCAGUUGGCACUCAUCGAGGGCAAGUCUACUUUGGAGGGAGCGCUCAAGGAUGACUCUACUGUGCCCCAACUGUACCACGCUGUGCUGAGUCUCAAGGCUCUUGGCAGUGCCGUGGACGCUGCCAAAGUGAGCCAGCUGCUUCUGGCUGCAUUGAAGAAAGACGACAGCAUGAUCAACCUCGGCUACGCCUUCCACGUUGCGUCGGUCCUCGGCGGAAACGUCACACCUUUCACAGAUCGGAUUGAAGAUGCUGUCGUUCAAGCGGAUGAGGUUGGCGGAGAUCUGCUACAGUUCGAAGGCGGUCUCAGCGUGACGGCCACCAUCCUGAGCGGUGUCUACCGUCUGGCCGAGGCGGCCAACAAGGCACCGGCCGUCAGCAAGGAGCAAGUACUCAAGUUUGCCAACUACCUCCUGUCACGCAAGAAUGUGCAGACGGUCAAGGGAGCUGCCAUUCUUUAUGACGUGCUGAGGCUACUCUCUGUCAGCAGCAAGCACCACGUGCCCGUGGCGGUGACUGUGUCUGGUUCGUCGGCCCUGAGUGCCAGGUCUCCCACGGUGGUCGUGCGGCUGACCGACGUGUUGGGCGCACCCCUGGCCCCGGUGUCCCUCCUGCUGAACAGCGCAGUGCGACUCAGCGACGGCCAAACGGUGCUGGAGAGGAAGCCUUUCGCACCUUCCAAGGAAGACAAAACCCUGUACGUGUACAACUUCAUGUCUGGCAAGCCUCGCCGUGGGUUCUACAAGCUCAGCCUGAACGCCGUGCCUGUCCAGGCCGAUGCCCGUCUGCUCGGAAAUACAAAUGCCGAGAUCCAAGUCAAAGUCCUGACCGAAGUGGAGGUGGUUAACCUUGAGGUCGGCACGGCCGAUCGUGACCAGACGGCGGCUCCCAAAAUGGACGUGGUUGCGUUCAAGGGCAAGCUGGCUCAGACACUGGAGGCGGACCACCACCAAAAACUGGUGAUGAAGUUCUCGCUGAAGGACAAGUCCAACGCGGACAUCAUGACGGCCCAGCAGGCCUUUGUCCACCUCCAGCACCAGGAGACCAAGCGGGAGAUAGUGUUCCUUGCCGAGCCCGACAGCUCCCUCAUCUACCGCUUCGACCUGGAUUUGCACCUCAAGGCCAAGGAAAUGGGUUACCUGUCUGGAAAGUAUGACCUGUCCCUCAUCAUUGGGGAUGCUGUAAUUGCCAACCCCCUCAAGUGGACUUUGGCCUCACUCGCACUCAGCUUCCCCCCAAACCCAAGUCCUCCGAAGGACACCGUCGACAUUCACGCCCCAAGGCCGGAAAUCAAGCAUCUGUUCAGGGAGCAAGAGAAACGUCCGCCAGCGUUCCUGUCCAACGCCUUCUGCGGCCUUGUCCUUGCUCCCCUGCUGCUGCUGUUUGUUCUGUGGGGCCGCAUCGGAGUGAACCUGUCCAACUUCCCGUUUAGCCUGAGCACCGUCCUGUUCCACUUGGGACUUGCAGCCAUCUUCGGGCUGUUCACCUGCUUCUGGCUGAGGCUGACCAUGUUCACCACCCUCAAGUACCUGGCUGCCCUGGGGGCAGUCACCUUCAUCUCUGGACACGGCAUGCUCACCCGACUCACCCAGAUGAAAGCUUAGGCAAAUGUUCCUCAAGCCCCACCAGGAGCAGAAGGAAGGACGAGCAUCAUCCAGUCAAUUUUUUUGUCUUUUCCUUUUUUGUUUUGUUUUUCAAUUUGCAUGUGGGAAACGAAAGAGGGGCAAGAGGUGCGUGCAUGAAUGUUCACACUUUUCAUCGCCACCGCGUGUCAUCAUCCAAGUCGUCAUCAAAGUGAAGUUCUGGAAGUCUGUGUUUUUUUGUUUGUCUUUAUUUGGGUAAAGAUUUUUUUUUUUUUUCGUCUUGUCACUUGUUGGCUACAUUCCUUUGUCCAGAAUUAAAGAUAUUGCCACUUUCCCUUUUUUUUCUUUACCAUCAAGAACUUUUUGAUAAGGUACAGCACUGUUCUUUUGUUACUUUAGACCAUGUGAAUAAAGCUGUUCUCACCCGUGGA
Ixodes scapularis (black-legged tick) is the source of this 2416-nucleotide messenger RNA. RefSeq names its product dolichyl-diphosphooligosaccharide--protein glycosyltransferase subunit 2 (gene OstDelta). Lineage: Eukaryota; Metazoa; Arthropoda; Arachnida; Ixodida; Ixodidae. Gene Ontology annotation, biological process: protein N-linked glycosylation. Bases 93 to 2006 code for a protein of 637 amino acids. The record is from RefSeq and is a predicted model, not a curated record. The transcript is spliced from 18 exons. Gene Ontology annotation, cellular component: membrane; oligosaccharyltransferase complex.